Messenger RNA from Colletotrichum higginsianum IMI 349063, 2865 nucleotides. RefSeq names its product Dynamin family protein. The record is from RefSeq and is a predicted model, not a curated record. Lineage: Eukaryota; Fungi; Ascomycota; Sordariomycetes; Glomerellales; Glomerellaceae. Gene Ontology annotation, molecular function: microtubule binding; GTP binding; GTPase activity. The transcript is spliced from 3 exons. Gene Ontology annotation, cellular component: cytoplasm; membrane; microtubule. Bases 1 to 2865 code for a protein of 954 amino acids.
AUGACCAAGGCAAGAGCGGCUCGAGGCAACCAGCCCAUCAAAUCUGAACCUGGCGCCCUCCGCCAUCACAACCCUCACCACCACAACAAUCCCUCUCCCUCUCACUCACCUUCCGUCACCAACACAUACAACGGCUCUCCGGAACAGACCAGAGACCAAGCUAGCUCGUACGCCGCACCUAUCGAUGUCAACCAGUCUUUCCUGCGAUCCGACGCUCCCUCAAUCUCGGUCCGGAACAACCAGGGCCUCAACUCCGUGCAGACGGCGUUGACCAAUCCCACUUUUGACGAGAGCGAGCCGGUUCUUCUGCAAGUCAGAAAUCGAGACAUGGAUCCUCCCGUCGUCACUAUGCAGAACGACUCGUUCCUCGACGGGUCGUUCCGCGACAUCGGCGCCAAGGUCAAGAUUUUUAACGAUACCCUUGGUGAACUCCAGCAGCUCGGCGUCUCUCACGAUGUCGCACUUCCGCAACUCGUCCUGGUCGGCGACCAGUCCGCCGGCAAGUCCAGUCUCAUGUCUGGUCUCGCUGGUCUCAACCUACCGCGAAGCGAAGGCGUCUGCACUCGAUGCCCCAUCCACAUCCGCGUCUCUCGAAGCGGCGCUCGGGACCGUGGUGGACCCGAGUGGUCUUGCCGUGUCUCUCUUCAACAAGACUACGCCUUUCGACCCCCGCCCAACUACAACCUCACAAAAGCUCAUGUCACGGCAGAGAACCCUUUCCCGCCGUGGGUUAAGCAACCACGUGUCGUGAAGGAAUUCAUGACUAUCUACGACCAGUCCGACAUUGACACGGUUCUGAAAUGGGCCCAGAUCGCCAUCUUGAACCACGACCAGAAUCACCAACUUUAUAUUCCUGGUACUGGCGCUAUCACCAAGCAGAGUCUUCUUGACGAUGAGGCUGAGAGAACCUUGGCAAAGUUCAGCCCCAACACCGUCGCCCUCGAGAUCAAAGGACCUGACCUGCCCGACCUGUCUUUCUACGACAUGCCAGGCAUCUUCCGCAACUCGGCCCGAGAGGAGGACGAGUAUCUUGUGUCGGUUGUUGAGAACCUGGCGCGUCAAUACAUCUCGCAUGCCGGUGCCCUCAUCAUCUGGGCCGUGCCGAUGAACGUCGAUCCUGAGACGUCUUCCACGCUGUCUAUUAUCCGCGACCUCCGUGCUCAGGAUCGAACCAUUGGCGUAAUGACCAAGGCCGAUCUUCUGCCCGAAGGCAACUACAACCAAUGGAUUUCGAUGCUGCUCGGUGAGCGCCACAAGAUUGGCCAUGAAUUCUUCAUCACAUCUCGCCCUUCCGACAAGAACUUGGAUGAGCAGCAGCGCUGGGAGGAUGCCCUUUUUCACCAGAAUGGCAGCGAGCGCUGGCCGGAAGACUUCCACGUCUUUCGCCCCCGAAGCGGUGUGGAGAAGCUCAAGACUGCUCUUUCGGAGAAGCUGGGCAAGGAAUUUGCCAAGAACUUGCCUUUUAUCAAGCAAAAGGUUCAGGCACGACUCGGCGAAAUCGAGGGACAACUCAGCACGCUUCCCGAACUGCCCAACAACGUGGAACUGGAGGUCAGAAAGAGUCUCAUGGUUUUUUCCGCCACUGUCAAGGACACACUCCGCGCCAGACAUUUUUCCUCUAACUACGGAUCUCUGUCGGACUGUUUUCGCGAUUGCAUCUUACAGAUGAAGCCCAAGUUCGUCCUGAAGGACAAAUCUGACAUUCCUGUCUUGGAGAUCUCCGACGACGAUGAGGAAGCUGCCAACGUCACUCCCGGAAACAGGAAGCGUAGUGCCAAUGGCCAUGGCCAGACAAGCUCCAAGAGACAACGACCUACCGUCAACGGUGGUUCCUUUUCCGCCGCUAUCAAGACAGAAGACGGUGGCUCGACGCCAUCAACUCCGUCCCGCAGAAGGCCGCCCCCGCCGGCGCCUCUUGUUGGCUCGUUCCAGCAGUACUUCAACUACGGCGCGGGAUUCCGGACGCUGGCUCAAAUUCGUGACGACAUCAGAGCCAAGACCAAGGCCGGCAUGCCUAGCAUCGUUCCCGACGAGGUGUACGAAGAUCUCUGCAAGAAGGCAGUGCGGGACUGGGACAAGCCGAUGGCCACAUUCCUGCAUGAGACUAUGAGCCGACUGCAGAAGAUCGUCGACUACGCGCUUAACCAGGCCUUUGGGUCCCUGAAGAAGCGGCUGAUCUUCAAGGAGUCCAAGGCGCUCAUGAACGAGUUCUUGAAUGUGCGACGGGCGGAGGCCAUGGCCUUUCUCAAGGAGAUUUUCGACAUGGAAACCCACCAGUUGUUCACCGUCAACCGGAAGGCGUUUGAGGACUACGAGCGUUCUGAAAGCCUAGUGCUAACGCGCUAUCGCCAUGUUAUGCGCUGGCAGGCGUUCUCGGGCGAGCAGUCCGACUUCCAUGACUGGGACAAGAUGACACCGGACCAGCGACACAGCGAGGAGAAGAAGCAUAACAGCGAGCUGACCAAGAUGGGAUCCGACCCUUUCGACAAGGAGUUGAAGGUGGCCGCCUAUGUUCGUGGCUACUACAUGCUCUCCGCCCUCCGCUUCGCGGACACGGUCUGUCUGUCCAUCACGUCGCGCAUGAUGCCCAAGAUCGUCCAAGAUCUUGACUUUUUCCUUGAAAAGAAGCUCGGCUUGGCCGGUGGGCACGACGACACGGUCUUUACUCGUCUGAUGGAGGAGGACGAAGACACGGCCCAUAACAGGGAGCGUCUCAAGGGCGAGCUCGAGAAGUUCAAAAAGGCGCUCCAGUCCAUCACCACCAAUGAGCUGGAGGGCGCUUCCGGCUCGUCGUCGCUGGAACAGACGCAGUUCGGCUCGUAUGCCGAGUCCAUGGCCGAUAGUAUGGACAUGGACUCAAUCUGA